This is a messenger RNA of Entamoeba invadens IP1, 2040 nucleotides long. RefSeq lists its product as hypothetical. The transcript has a single exon. The record is from RefSeq and is a predicted model, not a curated record. Bases 1 to 2040 code for a protein of 679 amino acids. NCBI's taxonomy places the organism in Eukaryota, Evosea, Mastigamoebida, Endamoebidae.
AUGAAAAGAGUUGUAGCCAUUUGCUUUACUAAUACCCACGUUGGAGCGUCAUACUACCAAACUAACAAUGUGAAGACUGAAUUGAUGAGACCGAUUCCUUUUGCGAUCUCAUUUACUGAUAAUAAAAUCAAUGUGUUUGGCGAUGCGAUGAAGCAGAAACAGUGUUUGUCUGGGCUAUGUGAUACAGAGAAAUUGGGGAUUAAAAUUAAUAGAGAUGAAACGACCCGUAAAUUUGUCACAAACGUCUUUGAGUUGUGGGUAGUCAUGGUCUGCGAGUUGAAUAACAAACUUACUCAAAUAUUAAGUAAUGAAGGGUUAGAAGCGAUAUCAUAUUUAGUCACAAUACCAGAAGGCUGUGACCAACUUCUGAAAGACGUAGUAUCACUUGCGUUCAAAAAGAAUGGAAUGGAUGUGUGCAGGAUAGUGACAAACGACAUAGCAUGCGCCUUCAAUUACGCUAAGAUAGAAAUCCCACGCAUGUUCGAACACAAUUCCUUUGAGAAACACUGGGAGGUUGUUGUUAUUAAUUUGGAUGAUAGAUACACCGCCGUCUCACUCUUUGAUAUUUCUAUUACAAAAGUCACAAAAAUUUAUAUGGACAGACUCCAAUUGGGACAACAACAUUUUGCACGACGGCUGUGUGAAAUGGCGUUGAAGAGUCCAUUAGAAAGUGACGAUGUUGAUGACUGGAAUUUUAAAAUGCGGAAAAGAGUUGAUGAAUUCUACGACGCUAUCAAUAUGUUUAGUGAUGUCAAUGUCAGCAAAUCGUUUGUUAAAGACGAAGAAGACAAUUACAUCAAUUUCAGUCGAGAAGAAGUCGAGAAUCUUUUUAUUAAUGAGGACAAUUCAAUAGCCAAUUUAGUCGACAGUGUCAUUCAAACUGGGAGAGCUAUUAAGAAAGAAGUUGGGAUACCAAUAGAAGAGGACAAAGACAUUGUUCUGUGUGUUGUUGGGAUGCACAAAAACAGUUUUGUCGAGAAGACAAUAAUAGAGAACUUGUCGAGUAAAUAUAGAGUCGCAAAUAACAUGUCUAUUAAUGCCAAGACUGUAUGUUUAGAAGGUGCUGGCUAUCUAGCGAAGAAGAUGGAGUUAAAGAAUAAGAGUGAUCAUCAAUUAAUGGAGGAGUAUGACUCUAACAAAUUUGUCGAAGUCGAUUGUGUGAUUCCACCGCAGCAAUUUACUAUGAAUAACUAUGGAGCCUUCCCCGAGAAGUACGUCUUAGCAAGUGAGUGUAUUAAGUUACCAAAUGGAGAAAAACCCUUUGAAGGGCAAUUGGUGAUAUUUGAAAACAAUAAAAUUUAUGGUGAAGACUAUCAACUUCAGAAUUAUCACACUGGUGUUGGACUUGUUGAAUUAAAACCAGAAGAAAAGUAUGAGGAGUUGUAUAUCAAAUUGAGUAAGUACUUGUGUUGCUUCGGACCAGUCACGUCAUGGCAUGACGGGAACAACAAAGUGCCUUAUUUGGAGAGAGCGGAAAACUAUGGACCGAGUGACAAACAGUUGGUCUUUGAUCAGACUAAGGCAGAAGAUAUUGAGUGCGACGCUUUUUAUGAGAUGAAAACAGAGAAGUGUACUAUUGAAAAGAUUUCAUAUAAUUUUGAUGAACAAUAUAUGACGAGUGUUAAACCCGAACAAAUGUUGUCUGAUAACUUUGAAAGUGUUCUUGAUAGCAUGAAAAAGGGAUGGGGGAAUAGAAGUGUCACGUCAAGUCAAAGUGAUGUUGUAACAAUACAGCACCAAUUUGAGUUACAUGAAAUGCAAUACAACAUGGACUACGCACAACUCGACAUAUUACUCAUGAACGUCAAGCAACAGAAAUUGAAAGUCAGCCAAGUCUUGUCAAUAAAGUCCCAAAUACAAAACAAGGAGAUGCCAGAACUCGCACAAAAGCUUGAAAAGGCGGGUCUCAAAACGGAAAAGCUGGAAGUUAGAAGGGCGAUGUUGGCAAUGUUCAAAAACAAUUUCGACAACCCCGAAAAACUCCAAGAAGACUGGAACUUGUUGAAAAACGCAAAGGAGAGCUUGUUACCAAAAGAAUAA